AUUCUUGUCUGGCGACCCGUCGCCAUUAGAGCACGCUAGUUUUUACGGACGUAUUUUUGUUAGAGGUUAAAAUACUUAAUUUGGCGUGUUUUCCAGUUUUUGGAAAACAUCCCAACGCCUUGUUAAGGCUGUAUUGUUUUCCUUAACAAGUACAGGUCUUAAAUCCAGGGGGUCUUGGCCCCGGGGUGAGAGUUUUCCCCCCUCCUCUCCUCCCGAAUCCUACAAAAUAACUUGAGACGCCGAAAUCGUGUCUCUUUUUUUCUCUUUGGUUUGUUUUAGUGUCAAGAUGUCGCCGUGAUGGAGUCUCCGCGUUUGACAGAAAUGAAUCAGGGCCUUCGUCGCCUUCUGACCCGCGCUCUUUACAGCCCACUUUUCUGCUCCGAGCCUGUUUUUGAUGGUGGAGAGCUCGGCCCAGUUCAGUACCAGCACCAGCACCAGUACCAACAUGGAGAAGAACCCCAACAACAGCCAGCAGCCCCGCUCCAGCUCCACCGGACCCGCUCCUGGAGAAUCUAAGCCCAAAACAGAUGGUAAAAACAAUGGAGGCUCAAAGCGCUAUAGCCGUAAACGUGAGCCCUCCUGUCCCAAAGCCGACACAUUUCCUGGUACUCGCCGCACCAAUUCACAGAAAAGCAAGAAUUUUGACAAGAGACCCCCCCAGAGAGGUGGAGGGCGACAAUAUGGAGCUACAGGUGGAGGACGACGUGAGGAGGUAGCAGAAACCCGCCGGGCAGAGUUUAGCCCGGCUCAGCUCGCUGGACCGAAGAAAAUAAGCUUGAACCACCUCCUAAACUUCACCUUUGAACCCCGUGGAGGGAACGGUGGCUUUGGAGACGGGGGCCCUUCCGGUUGGGGCCGUCGAAACAAAUGGGGCCACAAGAACAAGCCCUUCAACAAGGAGCUUUUCCUGCAGGCCAAUUGUCAGUUUGUGGUGUCUGAUGAUCAGGAUUACAAGGCUCACUUCACUGACCCUGACACGUUGGUUAACUGGGACUGUGUGCAGCAAGUGCGCAUCUACAGCCAUGAGGUGCCAUCCUGCCCCAUCUGCCUCUACCCUCCCGUGGCCGCCCGCAUUACCCGGUGUGGACACAUCUUCUGCUGGCCGUGCAUGUUGCAUUACUUGUCUCUCAGUGACAAGAGCUGGUCCAAGUGCCCCAUCUGCUACGAGGCCGUGCACACCGACGACCUGAAGAGUGUGGUUGCUAUGGAGACGAGGCAGUAUGUUGUUGGUGACAAAAUCACCAUGCGCCUGAUGAGAAGAGAGAAGGGGGCUCUGGUGGCCAUGCCGAGUUCUGAGUGGGUGAAAGUUGAAGAGCCCGUUCGCCUUGGGGACGCCGGUUUGAGCCCGUACUCCAAGCUGCUGCUGACGUCCCCGGCUCAGGCCCUGGGCCUGGUCACGGAGGAGAAGGCCGUCCUGCAGGCCCAGCUGGGCCAGGAAGACGACGCCACGCUCUGCUUCAUCCAGAGCGCACUCUGUCUUCUGCAGGAGCAAGAGGAAAAGGUGCUAAAGCAGCAGAAGGCAAAUGAGGAAGUCCCCGACUUCUCCGCUCUGACUCUGAAAGAACCUUCUUCUCCUGUGGAGGAAGUGGUGACUAACGUCAGCAGUGCCGGGCCUGUGCUGCAGUACUCCUCAGCGUUUGAUGACGAGGUGGUGGAGGCUACAGGAGACUCGGCUGCAGAGAUGCCGGGCUGCCUGGAAGCGAUUUUGGAGAACGUGCAGGAGGAACCUGCAGAGGCUUUUCUGGGUGCAGCCCCCGAGCCCCAGGUUCACGUGGAAACCCCGGCCACCCAGGCUGAGUGUGGCCGCCCAGCGGCCAGUGUGGUGCAUGGACCUUACUAUUACUUCUAUCAAGCUGACGACUGCCAGCAGAUGUUCCUGCAUCCCGUGAAUGUGCGUUGCCUGCUGCGUGAAUACGGCAGCUUGGAGACCUGUCCUGACUACAUCACUGCCACAGUAGUGGAGAUAGUCGGACACACGGUCACCGAGGAUAUCCGGCGCCGGCAUCGCUAUCUGGGUCACCUGCCCCUGACGUGUGAAUUCAGCAUCUGUGAGCUGGCCCUGCAGCCGCCCAUCCUGUCCAAAGAAACUCUGGACACGUUUGCAGAUGACUUGGAGAAAAGGAAGCGCCUGAGGCAGAAGAAGGCCAGAGAUGAGAAACGGAGGGAGAAACGAAUUGAAAUGGAGGAGAACAAGAAACAGGGUAGAUAUCCUGAGGUGCAGAUUGGGCUGGAGAACCUUCACCAUUUCCCAGCGUUUGGUUCUCCGCCUCACAACAGUACUCUCCAAACUCAGCCCGAGUUCACCGUGUCCCCUCCAUCCCCCCUCAGCAGCAGCCCUGCCUCUGAUGGGAUGAUAUUCCCGGGUCUGAAUGGGCCCCCACUCACCGUGGGGAGCGUGGAAGAUGAUUCCCACUGCAUGUCUUUUGCACAGAUGCUUAAAGAUGGGAAGGCCAGAGUUGAUGUCGGGCCCAGGGUCAACCCAAAGAAAGACAAACUGCUGACCCCCCCGGCCGCCGACAGCGAGGGUGAGAGCGACGGGUCGGACCGUGUUCCCGUGCCCAGCUUUCAGAACUCCUUCAGUCAGGCGUUUGAGAAGGCUCUUCUGGAGCUGGACAGUCCGGCUUCUCCACCACAGCCCGUGGUAGAACCAGAUGAAAAAGGAGGAAAGAAGAAAAAGAAAAAGCAGAAACUGCUUUUCAGCACAUCGAUGGUUCACACAAAAUAGACGACACUGAAGUUCAGUUAAUCAUCGUUUCUUCAGAACUUCCCACUGCUUUUUUUUUUUUUUUUUAACUUCCAUGCAGAACUUUGGUGAAACUAAGCUAUGGAAAUAGGUUUUAGUAACUAGCCAAGGUGUAUGCCUCUUUGCUUCAUGGGCUUAAUCCGUCGUUUGGGUGUCUGUCCCUCAGUUUCAUUUAGAUUCAUGUAUUUGGUCAAAGCUGUGCAUCGUUUCCUGUCGUGCUAAAAGCCUUAUAGGUAACCUCUAGUUCAGACGCUAAGCAGAUGGAUAUAACGAGCUGCUGGCUCUAAUGAUGUAUGUGCUUCAUGCUUUUCCUGAUUUCUAGAUGCACAGUUUGAAAACGUUUACCUUUGACCACGAGCAAAGCAUUUAGCAUCCGUGAGUAAUAUGGAAAUGUGUUAAGGUGCUUCAUACUGGAGUAGCAGUCAGCCAGCUGCAAGUAGAUCGCACCUUUUCAAUCUUUCCUAAAUACUCAACACCCACAUGGUAUCAGAUCAGAGCUUCAUCUUAAAACUUGAUUAAAAAAAAUGACUCAAGUGUUUUGCAGUAACUGGCUCGGGAGGCUAAACUGUGGAUACUGCAGUAAUCACAAGUGCAGUAUUGUGUAAAACAGAUACAUUUUCCUAAUGGCAAGGAAGGAAUAACAGUAUUGUAUAAAACAGAUCUGUUCUGUAGGUUGAACAGAUGAAUUCUGCUUGUUUAAACCACACCAUUUCUUUUUUUCCAUUUCUGUUGUUUCACCUUUGUUUGGAAGUAUUUACUUGCUUUGAGUUAACCCCUCCAGUUUUAUCCGAGUGUUGAGGUUGUGUGAUGGAGAAUUGCUGAAAAAUGUAACGAAAGCUUGUUGAGGGUUUACAAAAGCUGACUUUUUUUGUUUGAGGGUUAUUUCAUCUUUCCUCUUGAGCAGGUUUAUAGACUAGUGAGCAAGACUAGUCUGUUGUAAUGAAUAAAGAUUUAUGCACAAUCUAA
Messenger RNA from Cololabis saira (Pacific saury), 3709 nucleotides. RefSeq names its product ring finger protein 10 (gene rnf10). NCBI's taxonomy places the organism in Eukaryota, Metazoa, Chordata, Actinopteri, Beloniformes, Belonidae. Gene Ontology annotation, biological process: positive regulation of myelination; positive regulation of transcription by RNA polymerase II. Gene Ontology annotation, molecular function: transcription cis-regulatory region binding; metal ion binding. The record is from RefSeq and is a predicted model, not a curated record. The coding region runs from base 395 to 2725 and encodes 776 amino acids. The transcript has 17 exons.